Molecule: messenger RNA, 1722 nt
Organism: Ananas comosus (pineapple)
Lineage: Eukaryota; Viridiplantae; Streptophyta; Magnoliopsida; Poales; Bromeliaceae
Product: hydroquinone glucosyltransferase-like
Exons: 3
Coding region: 211-1650 (479 amino acids)
Molecular function (GO): UDP-glycosyltransferase activity
Source: RefSeq, a predicted model, not a curated record
AUGCACCACCAAACACAUCCACAACGCAUGGAGCCAAAGACGACUGACCAGAGAACAUCGCCCACACUUUUUUCCCGUAAUUGAUGAGAAGCUUUCUGCAAAAUCUUACAAACACAACACAACUCAAACUCCCCUUUUUCUGUUGAUACAUAUCUAUAUCUCUAUUUUGUACUGCACGACAGUCCAAACAAAUAUUACCACAUUAAUUAUAUGAAUGCUGAAAGCCGGCGACCUCACGUGGUCCUGCUCUCGGCGCCGGGAAUAGGCCACGUGAUCCCGCUGGCGGACUUUGCCGUUCGCCUCGCCGCCCACGGCUUCUCCGCCACCCUCCUCACCUUCUCCAACUUCGACUCCCCGGCGCAGGCCGCCUUCCUCGCCUCCCUCCCCUCCGGCUCCGUCACCUCCGUCUCCCUCCCCUCCAUCUCCCUCUCCGACCUCCCCCCCGACUCCCCGAUCGAAGUCCACCUCUGCGCCCUCCUCGCCCGAUGCCUCCCCCUCCUCCGCGACGCCUUCCUCUCCUUCCGAAACCCCGCCGCCGCCUUCGUCUGCGGCCUUUACGGAUCCGAGACGCUGUCGCUGGUGCGGGAGCUCGGCGUGCCGGGCUACAUAUUUUACCCUUCCAACCUCACGAUGCUCACCCUCGCGCUGCACCUGCCCCGGCUCGACGAGACCACCGACGUCGACUUCGAAGACCUCCCCGACCCCGUCCGCCUGCCCGGCUGCGUCGCCAUACGCGGGACGGACUUCCCCGACCCCUUCCGCAAGAAGUCACACCCCGAGCACGCUCCGCUCAUACAGACCCUGCGCAAAUACAGCGAGGCGGCCGGGAUUCUGGUGAACAGCUUCGAGGAGAUGGAGCCGGAGGCGGUGAAAGCCAUCAUAGAGGAGGAGCAAGUGGAAGCAGGGAGGCCGCCGGUCCACCUGGUGGGUCCGACGGUCCGGUCCGCCGGGUCAGACGAGGAGGACGAGUCGGGCUGCCUGGAGUGGCUGGACCGGCAGCCGGCCGGCUCGGUUUUAUUUGUGUCUCUGGGGAGUGGUGGGACCAUCUCGACCGAGCAGCUGCAGGAGAUGGCGCUCGGGCUGGAGGCCAGCGGGCAGCGCUUUCUCUGGGUCGUCAGGUGCCCCACUGACAGCGAAACGAGUGCUGCCUUCUUCACCUCCGGAAGCAAGGAUGACCCUUCGAACUACCUUCCGGACGGCUUCUUGGAACGGACCAAGGACGUGGGCCGCGUGGUGCCGUCGUGGGCGCCGCAGGUCAGGGUGCUGGCCCAUGCCGCGACCGGCGGCUUCUUCUCGCACUGCGGCUGGAACUCGACGCUGGAGAGCGCCGUGCACGGCGUGCCGAUGAUCGCGCACCCGCUCUACGCCGAGCAGUACACGAAUGCCAUCCUGCUCGCCGAGGCGGUCGGAAUCGCCAUCCAGCCGCAGGCGAGGGAGCCCUACGGCGUCGUCGGCAGGGAGGAGAUCGCGGCGGCGGCGAAGGAAUUGAUGCAGGGGGAGAAGGGCAAGGCGCUGCACCGUCGCGCCAAGGAGCUGCAGGAGGCGGCAGCGCGGGCGCUCGCGCCGCCGGAGGGGUCCUCAUACAAGGCGCUGCAGGGAGUUGCCAAUAAGUGGAAGGAGGGGGCGAGCCGGCGCGUAGCAAGUACUUGAAACACGUCUUAUGAAAUAUUAUUAAUAAUUGAGUAUUAAUAAUUAAAAAUAUUAAUAAUUUAUCCUUUUUUU